Messenger RNA from Mya arenaria, 10332 nucleotides. RefSeq names its product transient receptor potential cation channel subfamily M member 2-like. The transcript has 36 exons. Lineage: Eukaryota; Metazoa; Mollusca; Bivalvia; Myida; Myidae. Gene Ontology annotation, molecular function: monoatomic cation channel activity. The record is from RefSeq and is a predicted model, not a curated record. Gene Ontology annotation, biological process: monoatomic cation transmembrane transport. Bases 448 to 5691 code for a protein of 1747 amino acids.
UGCCCUUUUGCGAUGGAAAAACAACAAGUGACUAAGUGAAAAUCAAUUAAACAAGACAAACUUCUCUUUAAUAAACAAGCGCGUAAGACCAAGCUGUGUCUCCUCCACUGAUUACUGUACAGUACUGUGACUGUACGUCACUACGGAUCAUUGAUCUCAAGCGUGCUAAACUUCUUGUGCUAGAUAUUGGAUUUGUCAUUUAGCGGCAUAAACAGUGGGAAUACUUUUCUCCAUCGGAGAGCUUAAAGUUGAAAUCAUCCGAUGCAUUGUCUGGUGCAUUGGAUACAACUUCUGUUCUUCAAAGGUGUUCAUAUGCAUAUUCAAAGAUACUAGCUCUUCCUUUUCAGCUGUAUGAAUAAACAACGUAAUAUAAAAACAUAAAACAUUGGAGAUAUGCGUAAUUAAAGUGACGGUUUAAUUUAUUUUGGAUGUUCGAAGAUUCAUAUAAUGUCAGGCUUUGAAGAAGGUUUUAUGCGGCCAAGUGCCGCUUUGCCAAAGGGAAAUGACACAGAGUUGGAAGAAAUAUUGGAGGAGGUACUUGACAUGAAGAAAAAAGCGCCAUCACCGACACCUUCUCGAAAGAGCAACACUGAUAAACGAUCGAUUAUCUCAGGUUUUUCUCAAAAUAAACACACAGGAGGGUCAUUGCAAGAAUCUAAGGUAUCACUGACCUAUGCCCCAACAACAGGUGAUGACGGCUUUCAUCAACCCACCCAGACCAUUAUUUCGCCUGUAGUUCAGGUGCCGAGCACCAUACGUUCUGCUCAAGAAAGUGUUCGUAGGCCAAAGCACUUCUCUGUGAGUCCAGCCAGUUGCACUCCUCCAAAGACGAGUCCAGUUCCAGAAAGAAAAACUGGAGAAGAUGGUGCCAAGAAUGAUCCGUCCGCAGCCCCACUGAUUUCUGAUAAGGAUCAAACCCCUGAUGUUCCAUGUGAUCAUCUUGCAGUACUUGCUGAGGACCCUGGAGAGUAUGUUGAGAACACAGACUACAGUGCAUUGAAUGGGUUUUAUACCAAAGGGCCUCACCUGCCUAGAAAUUACUCCGUUAAUACACAGGAUAGUGAAAACUAUGCCAAUGCUCCACUCAAAUGUGGAAAUGUCCACUUCGUGCAAACAUCUGAAGACAUUGGAAACAAGCAUAAGAAACACUAUAUCUGUGUUGGAAGUGACACAUACCUCCCGUCUGUGUCAGAAUUCAUGGCCAACUUCUGGGGCAUGCGAAACCCGAAAAUCGUUCUCACGGUUAUAUCUAGUGAGGACAACUACAAGCCGUGGAAGAGUCAGAGGCUCAAGGAUGACUUUCAAAAGGGCAUUGUGAAGGCAAUGAACACAACCAAAAUGUGGAUUCUGACCAACGGGGUGGAUGCAGGUUUUCCAAAACUUAUUGGCGACGCUGUCAGAGAGUACAACCAAGAACAAGAGAAUUCGCACCAGGCGUACAGUCAGAUGUUGAAUCGCGAGGAGGUCCGCAAACGCCGACCCCAGGUCAUUGGCAUUGUCAGGAAGGAGGCAUUGCCGUUCGGUGUCUACUUUAAUAACACUGAGGGGGUUGAGCUGCAUGCAAAGUCCAACGAACAGUAUGACCUGAACUCGGACCACACCCACUUCAUUAUCACAGAGGAAGAGGAGGUGUCAGAUCCAGGGGCUAAGGCACUCAGGUGGCAGCUGGAGGACCAGUUCCGCAAGAAAUAUGGCAAGGAGAGGAAGAUCCAGCGAUUGAUGAGUAUUGACGGGGAACACUCGUCAGCUCAAAAAAGAACAGAUGACUACAGUCCCCAGACUUUGGACCAUUUCAUUCCUGUAGUUGCGUUGCUUGUCCAGGGUUCUCCCAGCUGUCUGGACCAUGUCAUGUACUAUAUACAGAACAAGAUGCCAGUCGUGGUCCUCAAAGGUAGUGGCGGCAUUGCUGAUAUGUUUGGCUACAUCUACGAGGAGCUUCAGGAAAAGGCAGAGUCUGAUCCUGACUAUGAGGAGCACAUUUUAAAGCCUGAGUUGACCAAGAUGAUCGUGCGGCAGUUCGCCUCCUACUUUGAAGACAACGAUAUUGGCAAGUUCGCUUUCAGGGACAGGAUCAUACAGUGUGUCAAGAUGUCACAUGAGGGAGAGGUGUCCUACAUGACAGUCAUGAACAUCAAGGGAAUCGGUGGGUCGGUUCUGAAGGACCUCGACAAAUAUUUCCUUAUUGCUCUUCUCAAAUCUGAAAAGCGGGAUGAAGUGAGCAUGGCUGACCAGCUCCAAAAUGACUUACAGCUGACCAUUGACUGGAACAGGCCAGACAUUGCCUGGCAGAUAUUCCAACAGGAUACCACUAAAGUUAGGAUCGACAAGAAGAUGUUCGAGAAGGCCUUACUCCGUAAGGACCGUGAGGAGUUUAUCGACCUAUUCCUGACCCAGGGCAUUCGUGUGCACAAGUUUCUCAACCACAAGAAGCUGAAACUCAUCUUUGAGAAGGCGGAGGACAGGGAAUUCUUCUACAGUGUCUGCAUUGAGGGUGUACUUGGCCUUAUUGUAGAGUCAGACCAGACACUAGGACCAAAGUUCCUAUCUGAACACCUGAAUCGGCUGAUCUUUAAACUCUCCUGGUUGUCAGAUUUCAUUCAGCCGUACGAGUUAUCCGCCUGCUCUACUGGCGUGUAUAGUGAGGACGCAAAUGUUGCAGAGAGAAAGGCCAUCAACUGUCUGAUGAUCUGGGCAGUGUUAAUGAACCGUCACAAGCUGGCCAAGACCCUGUGGAACAGAUGUGACGAACCUAUUGCUGUGGGCCUCGUGUGUAGCAGGAUCUACAAGGAGAUGACGAAAUACCACAUGGAACAGUACCAGAGGACAGAGCUGGAGGAACGAUCAAAGGAAUUUGGUGAGAUGGCAGUGGGUGCCAUGUCCAUCUGUUGGCGUGACUGCAGUGUCCAGGCCUACCACAUGUUGGGCAGGAGACUCCCCGACUUCAACGACAAGUCUGUAGUCGAGAUAGCCCACGACGCGGGCUACAUUAACUUUCUUGCUCAUCCCUGUUGUCAGAAGUGGCUCACAAAGAAAUUCUUUGGGAAUUUACAUCUGAAGGAUCUGGAUUGGGGACUGUUUAGGCUUCCCUACUGGUUCAAGAUUUUAAUAAGCAUCGUGUUGAUCUUCCCCAUGUACAUCUGGAUCAACUUCACCCCUCCUAGUAAGAAGAAGGAUGCCUUAGGUCUGGACCCAGAUGUUCCUGUCGAUGAAGAAGACGAAGAUGAUGAUGAAGAAGAGGAGAUACAGGGUAUCAGCAAUAGUCUACAGGAUCUCAGGAAGAAAGAACAACAGCCAUUUGGAACAAUGCUGAAGUCUGCAUUGUUGAAACGGAAGAAAGACAUUCCAUUUUACCAGAAAUACUACCUACUGUGGACAGCUCCCAUCACCAAAUUCUGGACUACAAAUGCAACAUACUUCAUCUUCCUGGCAUUGUUCUCACUCGCAACCUUAUGGCCAACGUGUGGAAGUCGCACGUUAGAUGCUGUUGUCUGGCUCUGGGCUCUCAUGAUCGAACUAGAAUUGAUCUGGAGAACUGUCGGUAAAUACAAGAGGUUCAAGACGGUGUCACUCAAGUGGAACUACAUUGACAUAGGGUUGAUCUUCAUCUUCCUCAUCCUGUUGCUAUUCCGGAUACUCCAACUGUGGCAGGGUGCGUCCGACUACACACAGGCUCGUGAGUUCAACUGCUAUGCGCUGAUAUUCUUCUACUAUCGGCUGCUGGGUGUUUACUUGCCCAUCAGCCCUACACUCGGGCCCAUGCUGCUCAGAAUUAAGAGAAUGAUCAGUCAUGACUUUGUCGCAUUUGUCCGUAUGUUCAUGAUCUUCAUGAUAGUGGGCGGGGUAACAAUCCAGGCCAUUAUUUAUCCGCACUGGCCGUUCGGUAUCGAGAUGAUACGGCGAAUCAUCACACGCCCCAUAUACGCCAUGUUUCUAACACAGGUUCAUGACCUGGAAGCGGACCCAACUUGUUCCCAUAUUUAUGACCAGACACUGGAUUAUUGUCAUGUUGGGAGCAACUACAGCAUGUCACCACAAAGCUAUAAUGACAUCAAGGCCAUUGAGAAGUGCCCCAACCCCAGUUUCUCUGGCUACGUGAUCACCCUCCAGUAUCUUCUCAUCUGUAAACUCAUUCUCGUUACCCUGCUGUUUGCCAUGUUCUCUCUGACAAUUGGUAAGGUGGACAAGGUAGCCAGUGAGAUCUGGAAGUUCCAGCGUUACGCCUUGAUUGCGGACUUUAUCGAGCGUCUUACACUCCCCCCUCCCUUCACCCCCCUCAACAUGCUCUACAUCAUUGUGGAAUCCUUCCUCAAGAGGUUUAAAUCCAAUUGCUGUGAAAGGGAGAAGGUCAAGACUCAGAGGUCAAUCCGGUCUGGAGUCAAGAGGUCAGACAGUGGUGACACGGUGUUCUGGAAGAAAGUUGCAAGGGAAUACAUGACCGGGGAGGAGGCGAAGUUGGAGACGAAAAACCAGACCAACAAUAUGGAAGACAUUCUAUUAUCCUUACAAGAGGACCUACGUCGACACAGGAAGGGCAUGAAACGUCUCAAUGACCGCAUGAUGGAGAUGGAGAACAUGAUGGACUCCAGCAGGCUUUACCUUGAGGAUAUUGCCCACAAACAGGAGAAAAAUGACAUGAUGGGUAUUACCAACCUGAAAGGUCGGUUUAUCCAUGUAGCUGCACGACAGUCUCCCUACCCCAGCACCACCAUAGCCCGGUUCCCUGUCUUUGACAAAUACGUGCUUUGGGAGGUGCAGUAUGAUAUCUACGACCCUAAGACUUUCACAUUGGAGAAGAGCAAGUUUGGAGAGAAAGAUAUAGCAUUUGUCGAUGAAGACAUUUAUGAGAUUCUUAAGCUGAAAGAACAGUUGAAAUCUGAGGGCAGUUCCCAACAGCUGACUAUUCCAGAGUUUAACCCACGCUGGAACACAGUUACCAGUCAAAAAAUUAAGGGUAAACAGGAGUUGGAUGUAGACAGGCGAUCCUGGAUCUACGUGGAUAACAAGCCGCUCAGAUACACCUUGGAUCAACUGAACAUUCCACUGAAUCCAAUGGGUCGUACAGGAAUGAGGGGGAAGGGUAUUCUCUGGCGCUGGGGACCUAACCAUGUCAUAAAAGCUGUGUUCACUCGCUGGCGAAAGAAGAAAAGCAUGGAUCGUAGUGCCUCCUCCUUCAUGCAUGUGGAGGGAAAACGUGUUCUCGAGUUCCUGACAAUACAGGCUGAUGGGCUCACAUUGCCUGGGGAAGUAUUGCACGGGACAGACAACAGGUACACCACUCUGUGCCAGGCAUUUAUGUCACAGGUGUUUCCAGAGGGAGGCUCCGUGGCCAGGUCAGACAAGUUCGAGCAGCGGGAUAUGAUCAAGUUCUUUUCACGCUAUGCGACCAGCAACAGUGAAUUGUCGCUUGGAAAUCUGGUAACUUUUACUGUUGGUGAAAUCACUGAUGAUAAAGAGAAACAGGGCUACAGUGCGGAACUCUUGUACAAGGGCUACCUGGAUGAUCCAAGGAACACCGACAACGCCUGGGUUGAAGCUGAAGUCUGGAACUUCCAUUAUGACUGUGGCGAUAUGUUUGACCAGACUGAGGGCCUGUGCGGUAAAUGGAAGGAGAUCUCACCCAGCCUGACAAUGAGCGGCAACGAGACAGUGUUGGUCCAAGAAGCUGCAAGACUGCAUGACGCUUAUCACUAAUAUGAUGUUGUUGUUUUUUGUGAGAAACAUGCUGCUACUUACAAUGUUGUAUAGUAAUGUCGAACAUUAAGGCCUUAAUACCGUUUGACACAUGCAGUAAGGAUUGUAAAUUCAACCAAAAUCAUAGUUGAUUAUCGGCGAUUGUUAAAGAUGUCAUUUUUAACAAUCUUCAAUUUCAGAACUAAAACAAUUAUUUAGAACAGAUGGGAUAUUACAUAGCAAUGAUAAUCAUAAUUGUUUCUGUAUAUAAGUUUCUGUAUAUAAAAAAUGGCCUUUGGUAAGAUAUCAUAUCCCUAAUUCUUGACAGUCUCCAGUGAUUGAGCUGUGAAUUUUAAAUUUUUGGGUUGAAAAGUCGAUUGGAUAGUGUCCAAUUCAUCAUCAUCCAUUUUACUAGACUUAGUAUUAAGAUGUAGAUCUUUCAUCCUUUUCACUGUUAGCAAUCAUCAAUCUUUGAAACAUAAAAUUGAUUAUCGCCAGUUUCGAAGGAAAAAAAAAGAAAGAUUUUUAACAAUACUCGAUCAUCAUUCUAUCAUUACCAUAUAUAAUCACUUAAAGGGAUUGAUGUCUCACUAGCUACUAGCUCACUACAGAAGUUGACCAUAGACAGUAUGCAGUUAUUCUCCUUAAAAUAUGAUGAAAACUAUUGUGUGUGUACUAUAGAUUGUAUUCAUGGACUUGGAAUAUAUUUUAUACGUGUUGUUUCCCUUUGUCCAAGACAUAGCCUGGUUUGUAUCAAUAUUUAUCCCAUUUGUAUUAUGUACAGUAUAAUUUGGUACAUUUUGUUGUAUAGGAACUAUGUAGUUAGAUAGUGUAGAACUCCGUGUAUACUCAGGAAUAUGAAAUUUCAUGUUUAGUUUAUUCAUUUUAGCUUCACUUCAUGAUGUAUUGUUAAGUUUAUUCAUUCUAGCUUCAUUUCAUGAUGUAUUGUUUAGUUUAUUCAUUCUAGCUUCACUUCAUGAUGUAUUGUUUAGUUUAUUCAUUCUAGCUUCAUUUCAUGAUGUAUUGUUUAAUUUAUUCAUUCUAGCUUCAUUUCAUGAUGUAUUGUUUAGUUUAUUCAUUCUAGCUUCAUUUCAUGAUGUAUUGUUUAGUUUAUUCAUUCUAGCUUCACUUCAUGAUGUAUUGUUUAGUUUAUUCAUUCUAGCUUCACUUCAUGAUGUAUUGUUUAGUUUAUUCAUUUUAGCUUCACUUCAUGAUGUAUUGUUUAGUUUAUUCAUUCUAGCUUCACUUCAUGAUGUAUUGUUUAGUUUAUUCAUUCUAGCUUCACUUCAUGAUGUAUUGUUUAGUUUAUUCAUUCUAGCUUCACUUCAUGAUGUAUUGUUAAGUUUAUUCAUUCUAGCUUCUGCACUUCAUGAUGUAUUGUUUAGUUUAUUUGUUCUAGCUUAAUGUUAUGAUAUAUUUUUAAACACGGACAAUUUGGUGGUAUCAUUUAGAUUUAGUUUGGAGUUGUUAUAUUGAAAUUGUUCAUGUAUUCAAAUUUGAACUGUGCUGCUCUUAAUACGAUAAAUUUCAAGUUCAGUUUUACCCAUAAAAUGUAGAUGUCAUAGAAAAUGAUGUACUAGUUUAUAGUUUGAUUUGUUAGAAAGUAGAAACAUACUGAAUUAAUUUUUGCAUAUUGCCAGGAGUAUUUAUACGUUUGAAAUUCAACUGUUGAAAAUCUUCUAUUUAAGGACUGUGUUUAAGUAUUGAUUUACAUUGUUACGUAUUUUUGUUGGGUGUAAGAUACACUUGUAGUUGUUUUUGUGUGCAUUUUUAACAAUACACCAAUUUUACACCAAUUAAAAACGUAAGUAUGCUAGUAGAAAAAGUCAUAGUGAAUGACUUGUGGUUUUUGCAUUGAUUUUUUGCGUGUCUGUUUUUCAGUAAAAAAAUGUAUGUAUUGUCAUAACCUUAUAUAAAUCAGGUUAGUAUGUGUUAUAAAAUUAUAUACAUGAUAUAUUGAAACAUAUUAAAACACGUUUUAACCUUUGCCAUAACUCAAAAAUUUAUAAGCUGUUCGAUACUUUGUACACAUUUUGCCAUAGACAAUUCACACAUGUACAGCAAGACCCAUAUCUGGCUAUUUGACUGAAACUUGGUACACAUUUUGCCAUAUACAAUUCACACAUGUACAGCAAGACCCAUAACUCAGGCUUAAAUAAUUGUGGAGUAAAAAAACAAUAUCAGACGAGUGUUGGGGUUAGCUCGGCAGCACUCUUGUUUAGGAACAUCUUCAUACUUCUAGACUUGAGAACCAUAAGGUUAGUGCAUGCAUAGUUUUUUUAUCGUGCUAGUAGAUCACUUUCAUCUAUGCCUGUAAAAAAAUAUACACCUUGCAAUUUCACUCUAAGUUACAUGUUUUUCAAAAAAAAAGAAAAAUAUUUGACUGAAGAAUGAAACUUUACCAUGAAUUUACCAGACAGUUUUGUUGUAAUAACAACGAUUAUUCAGAAGGUGCCAUAUUAUUCCUUUUACUCAUAUUCAGCUUUUUAAAAAAGCCUUUUAUAAAUUCCGUGUUUUUUUAGACUUUAGUACAUUUUUAUAAGUUUUUUUUUUUUAAUUUGCCUUCAUGUGCUUGUUAUUGCAAGUGUCUUCUAUAAAGGUUGUGACAUAAGUGAUAGUAAGAGUUACGAAAUAGUUAUUACUAAUAAUAGUUGUUACUUUUAUUAACAGGUUUUUAAGUGGGUAUUUUCAAACUGGGUAAAAAAGAACAAUUGCAACGCAACAUCUUUAAAUAUGUAAAUAAAAAAGUAGGUACUGUAGAUUUUUACUUGCUAUUUUGUAAUAUUAACAUGUAUGCAUUACUUGUAUUUUAUUAUACUUUUUGUCUCUGAUAAAAUAGUAUUUUUUAUGAUAAUGUCUGUUUCAUAUUUUAUUAUGUAUUUGACACAAUAAUUGUAAUUUUAUCAUUGUGAAAAUCGGCAAAAAUGCAGUCCAGUGGAGAAUAAGUUACUAUUUUGCAAAGUAUUAUGCCUUAUGAUGCAGUUGUUGCUAUAUUGAAAAUCAUUUCAAAAUUAUUUCUUUUUCAAUUUUGCACAUUGUUAUCAGUGCUUUUUCAAUUUUGCACAUUGUUAUCAGUGCUUUUUCAAUUUGAUACUGAUUAAGUUUAAAACUCCAAGGGUCUUAUUUUGGUGCGGAUGUCUCAACAUAAUUGUGAAUAUUUUACCUCUCCCACAUAUAAUUUUUUCAUCUGAUGCUUGCCAACUGAUAAAAGUAAAGGAAAUGCAAUAUCAGUGGACAGUUAUUCUUUGUUUUACGAGUGGGCAAGCAAAAAAGGCAUUAUUGGAUACUUAUCUACCUUGAUAUAUAAUGUCUGAAAUGUUUGUUAUUAAAUUUUUUGCAUUUUUGUUUAACUUAUAGGGCUUUUAGUAAGUUUUAAUGAGUUGAAAUUUAAAAUGGUUUAUGAAUUAUGAAUAGCCAGAAAGGUAAUAUUGAACACUUAUCUACCUCUGUUUACAUAACUCCUGAAAUGUUUGUUAUUAAUUUUUUACAUUUUUGUUUUACUCCGUGGGUUUUUUGUAAGUUUUAAUGACUAUUUAAGUGGUUUAUGAAUUAUCAUUUCAUUAUGGGUUUGUGAUUUGUUCAAAUAUAAAUGGUCUUUGUUACCAAAUUUAUCAUCAUCAUAUCCAUUAUAUUACAAUUUUAUAUUCCCCAUUAAUUCAAAUUGUAUUUUCCCAUGUGUUGAAAGGUAAUUUAAUUAGUUUACUACCAGCAUGGCCCCUAUUGAUUCUGAGGUCAGUAGGUCAUAGGACAAUAACUGAUGGAUUUUUUUCUAAUAACACUUUGAUUGAUUGAUCUUCCACACGUUUCUGACACUGCAACACUCAGGGGCAUAAUGUUUGACAAAGAUAUAUUGUUUAAAAAAAAAAAGAAGUCAAUACAGAAUAGAGACUGACCAUUUAUAAGGAAUAAACUAUAAAACUUGUUCAUGUCUGUUUUCGGAACAUAAUUUGAGUACAGAAUUUGCUACUUUUUUAUAAUAUUAUGAUGUAUGAGUACAGUGACCACAUCACAGUCUGCUUCAACCUAUAUGUUUAUCUUUGUAGGGAAAUGUGGCAUACGUUAAUUGUUCAAUGAAAAAAAAUUGGUUUGGUAUAUACCCAUGUGUACACUGGAUCUCAUGUUGUUAAGAUAUAUAUAUUUGUUGUAAUGAAACAAAACCAUCAUUAUAUUGUGUAUUUGAAUCAAUAUAUUAUAAAUUCUUUGUAUAGAUUAGCAUGUCUGUUUUUGAAAAGUCAAAAUAGUGUAAAUUGUUGGCAUUUAAAGCCAGAGGUGUUGGCAAAAACUUAAAUCCUUUGCUACAUCUCAAUAACAGUUUCAAUGAACUGUAUUCACAUGAAGCCUAUCAGAUGUACACAAAUAACCAACACAAUCUAUACAGGUCUAGCAGGGCCCAUAACUCUGGCUUAAACAUUUGUGGAGUAUAAUCUCUUGACUCACGGGGGAAAAACAGACAAGCAUAGGUGUUGUGUUGCGGUGCUCUUGUUAAGAUGAUUAAUAUUCAUGAUUACUCCAUGUACUUCAUAGUAGUAUUUUUACAUGGAGAGUUGACAUUUAAAAUUUUGAUUACCCUGUAUGUGCUAAUUUUAUUCCAACACUUAAUUAUUUUAAUGUCUUGAAACAUUUUUGCAACAAAGAUUUGGGUAAAUAAAUCGGACAAAAGUU